Molecule: messenger RNA, 642 nt
Organism: Jatropha curcas
Lineage: Eukaryota; Viridiplantae; Streptophyta; Magnoliopsida; Malpighiales; Euphorbiaceae
Source: RefSeq, a predicted model, not a curated record
UAAAUACUCCUGCACCUUUCAACCUUCUUCUCUCUCUCUCAAAAACCCAUCUCUCAAAACCUUCAAAAGAAAUGAAGACUUUCACUUUCUUAUUUGUUUUAGCUCUUUUACUUGUUUCAGGAUCAUUAUCUACUUCCACCCGACCCCAACCCCAACCCAAUUCAUCCAGAGGCAAACCUGCUACUGUCCCUAGAACCAGAGGUGGUGGAAAUGAUAAUCCUGGAAUGGGCGGAUACUUUGGGCCCGGAGCCGGGUUUGGAAUACCGGGAUUUGGAAAAGGUUGGGGAAAUGGGAUUGUUGGUGGCGGGUAUGGAGCUGGUUAUGGAGGUCCAAAUGGAGGGUACUCAAAAGGUGGUAUUAUAAGGCCUACUGUGGUGUGCAAGGAGAGAGGUCCUUGUUACAAGAAGAAGCUGACUUGUCCUGCAAAGUGUUUCACCUCCUAUAGCCGGUCAGGGAAGGGAUAUGGAGCUGGCGGUGGUGGGGGUGGCUGCACCAUCGACUGUAAGAAAAAGUGUACUGCUUAUUGUUAGAUGAUUGAUUGUGGUAACCGGUAGCCGGUAAUAGUUUCUGCUAUAUUUUAUACACCUAUUACUAGUAGUAGUUCGAGUAUGUGAUCUGGUUUGAUGAUCAUUUUGAGUAUCA